CCUUGGACACAUUUCCAUCGAUUUGAACAUCCGUCUCGGUCCUGCGUCAGAACCCGCUCUGUUUUAAGGUUUCCCCUCCUCUCUCUCUCUAAGCCAAUCAGUCUCUCUCUAGAAUUCUCAACUCUUUCACCGCCCCACAAGACGACGACAGGGCCAAAAGGUGAAAAAAGCAAAGAGAAAUGGGGAGUCUUCUUGGGGUAAUGAGGAGGGAGGGCCCCCUCAGUCUUCAUAUAUCGCUUUCUCAUCCUAUAAAUAGCAAAGCAGGAGCCACUUCCCACUCCCAGCCGGAAGUUACCUCAGACUUUUUGCUUCUUUUUCUCCUCUCCGCCUCCAUCGAUCACCGGUUUUUACAGGAAGAGGGAGAGAUGGGAAGAGGGAGAGUGGAGCUGAAGCGGAUCGAGAACAAGAUCAACCGCCAAGUAACCUUCGCCAAGCGCAGGAACGGCCUCCUAAAGAAGGCCUAUGAGCUCUCUGUCCUCUGCGAAGCAGAAGUCGCCCUCAUCAUCUUCUCCAACCGCGGAAAGCUUUAUGAGUUUUGCAGCAGCUCUAGUAUGUUGAAGACCCUAGAGAGAUACCAAAAGAACAAUUAUGGUGCACCAGAAACAAAUAUUAUAUCAAGAGAAACCCAGAGUAGUCAGCAGGAGUACUUGAAACUAAAAUCUCGGGUAGAAGCCUUACAAAGAUCCCAGAGGAAUCUACUGGGCGAGGACCUUGGUCCGCUUAAUAGCAAAGAACUGGAACAGCUGGAGCGGCAGCUGGACAAUUCACUUAAGCAGAUAAGAUCAACACGGACGCAGUUCAUGCUCGACCAGCUAGCUGACCUACAGCGAAGGGAGCAAAUGCUAUGUGAGGCCAAUAAAACGCUGAAAAGAAGGGUAAUUGAUGUUUUGGAGGAGAGCAACCAGGCAAACCCACAACAAAUCUGGGAUCCCAGCACUGCUCAUGCCAUGGGAUAUGAUCAACGGCAGCCUGUUCAGCCUCAUGGCGAAGCCUUCUACCACCCCUUGGAGUGCGAACCAACAUUGCAUAUCGGGUAUCACUCCGAUUUAUCGAUUGCACCAAUGGCUGCUCCAAAUGUGAAUAAUUACAUGCCACCUGGUUGGCUUGCAUGAGUAACUAGACCUCUUAUUGCUCGUAUAAUCCUAACAAAACCCCCCUUUUUUGUGUUUAUUGUUGACAUGCCUGUUCAAGAUUUCUAUUCUAUUUAAUGUUCUCAGGGUCAAUUAUAUGUAAAACUUAUCUAUAAAACUCCUGAUAAAGGAAGAUAUGAAAUAGAAGACAAUGUUUUAUAAUCAUACG
Molecule: messenger RNA, 1299 nt
Organism: Phalaenopsis equestris
Lineage: Eukaryota; Viridiplantae; Streptophyta; Magnoliopsida; Asparagales; Orchidaceae
Product: agamous-like MADS-box protein AGL9 homolog
Exons: 8
Coding region: 180-1112 (310 amino acids)
Biological process (GO): positive regulation of transcription by RNA polymerase II
Cellular component (GO): nucleus
Molecular function (GO): DNA-binding transcription factor activity, RNA polymerase II-specific; protein dimerization activity; RNA polymerase II cis-regulatory region sequence-specific DNA binding
Source: RefSeq, a predicted model, not a curated record